Molecule: messenger RNA, 1894 nt
Organism: Chelonoidis abingdonii (Abingdon island giant tortoise)
Lineage: Eukaryota; Metazoa; Chordata; Testudines; Testudinidae
Gene: COX15
Product: cytochrome c oxidase assembly factor COX15
Biological process (GO): heme A biosynthetic process
Cellular component (GO): mitochondrial inner membrane
Molecular function (GO): oxidoreductase activity, acting on NAD(P)H, heme protein as acceptor
Source: RefSeq, a predicted model, not a curated record
GCUAACAGAGUCUGGGCUCUCCAUGGUCGACUGGCAUCUGGUGAGGGAGAUGAAGCCCCCACAGACACAGCAGGAAUGGGAGGCUGAGUUCCAAAAAUACCAGCAGUUCCCAGAAUUUAAAAUCCUGAAUCAUGACAUGACAUUGAGAGAGUUCAAGUUCAUCUGGUACAUGGAGUAUUCGCACCGCAUGUGGGGUCGGGUUGUAGGUUUGGCCUAUGUUCUGCCUGCUGUCUACUUCUGGAGAAAAGGCUGGCUCAGCUACUCCAUGAAGGGGUGUGUCCUUGCCCUCUGUGGGCUUGUCUGCUUCCAGGGUCUGCUAGGCUGGUACAUGGUGAAAAGUGGAUUGGAAGAGAAGCCGGAUUCUCAUGACAUCCCCCGAGUCAGUCAGUAUCGUCUAGCAGCACAUCUAGGCUCUGCACUAGUUCUGUACUGUGCCAGCCUGUGGAGUGGAUUGUCCCUCCUGCUCCCACAACACAAAUUGCCUGAAACCUAUCAGCUCCUCCGUCUGAGACGAUUUGCUCAUGGGACAACAGGUCUUAUCUUCCUCACUGCUCUCUCAGGUGCCUUUGUGGCCGGACUGGAUGCAGGCCUUGUGUACAACUCCUUCCCCAAGAUGGGGGAGAGCUGGAUCCCAGACGAUCUCCUCUCCUUCUCCCCAGUGCUGAAGAACAUCUUUGAGAAUCCCACUACAGUACAGUUUAAUCACAGGAUUUUGGGGAUCACCUCAGUCACUGCCAUCACAGCACUCUAUCUUUUCUCUCGGAAGAUCCCCCUACCACGCAGGACCAAGAUUGCUGUGGCCUCUUUAAUGGCUGUGGCAUAUAUGCAGGUGGGCCUGGGCAUCAGCACCCUUCUACUGUAUGUCCCAACUCCUCUGGCUGCCACUCACCAGUCGGGAUCCCUGGCACUGCUCACUGUGGCUCUGUGGCUUAUGAAUGAACUACGUCGGGUCCCAAAGUAGCCUGGCUUCAACUGGGCUCUGCAAGGACAUCUAGUUCUUUUCCCCACUGCAUUGAUGUAGAUGCUCUGGCUGAUUGCUUUCCUCUGUGCUGACUUGCUGGGGUUCGAAGGGGCUCUGAGUGGGGAGUUCUGCAAGCCUGAAUUUAGACUGACCAGACUGACUGACUUCUGUUUACUGGGACAAAUUCUUGACUGAGCUGGACGCCAUCCUUGCAGCAACCUCACCUCCGCCAAGAGCCCUGUGGAUGCUUCAGUGGGGCUGGAGACAGCAGACUUAACCCCAAAGUCAUGGAUGAGAGGAGGUUAAGUUGGAGGAUGACGUGGAGCACACAGCAGGGUCUUCUGUUGGCGCAGUGAAUCAGGACCUCUUAUCCACUCCGGAGGGGUCUAGCCUGUCACAGCAGUCCAUCUCUGGCGUGUAUGAUGCAGAAGAGGAGAGCCCUGAUGUGGUCUUCAAGGGAACCCCUUACACAAUGGUGCAGGGCCUCCGCCAGAUGAGGAAGUGACUAAGGAGGACGCAGUUUGAGAGGUGCUCCAAUCCUCAGCUGCUGAAAAACACAGGGCAUGGAGAGAGACUUCAAAGGAAAAAUUUAAAAUAGGCAGGAGAGAAAGGAGAGCCAGGAGCAAAUUUUACAAGGCCAAAUGCGGAUGAUAAAAGUGAGAGCAGCAAAAGGAGAUGUUGAGGUCCCUAAUCACACUGCGGGCAGAACACAUGCGUGCUCAGCCCCCCCUGUAGCCGAUAAAGAAGUGCUUUCCAUAGUCUCCCCAAACUCCUCCCACAAAUUCCUUGCAAUUCCUGGUUCAUCUCGGUAUCCUGUUCACUCCAUCCCUUUGGACAGCUUCUGGAAUGACUUACAGACAGCUAUAAGAGCCUAUACUGCCCUUUUUGUUUGUGUUGGUAAUUGGUAUUUAAUAAAAACAUACUCUGUAGGAU